Messenger RNA from Cottoperca gobio, 1921 nucleotides. It is a transcript of the gene thumpd3, whose product is annotated as THUMP domain containing 3. Lineage: Eukaryota; Metazoa; Chordata; Actinopteri; Perciformes; Bovichtidae. The transcript is spliced from 10 exons. Gene Ontology annotation, molecular function: RNA binding; tRNA (guanine) methyltransferase activity. The record is from RefSeq and is a predicted model, not a curated record. Gene Ontology annotation, biological process: tRNA methylation.
GAAGUAUUUCCGCCGGAAGUGUUAGUGUUGUUGCUGCUGACAAUAAUGUCGCCUCGUGUUUGACAGGUGUUACUUGUGAGCCUUUGAGCUUGGCACCAGCUGUGAUACAUAUCUUCCAGUUAUACCUCUGUGUCUACUGAGGUGCAGCCCAUAAAUACUAAUACAGCAUGUCCUCCCAGGAAGAUGGGGAUGCAGAGCUGGGCUCGUGCACAUCCACCACUUCCUCCACUGAGAAUGAUGCCACCCCUGGGGAUGUCAUCUCUGUCACUAUUGGAGCAACUGUGCCUACAGGGUUUGAGCACACUGCUGCAGAAGAGGUCAAGGAGAAAAUUGGGGUUGAUGCACGAAUCAGCAAAGAUCGUGGUCGCAUAUACUUUCCAAUAACCACUGACAAGCUUUUCCAGAUCCAUCGUCUGAAGUCUGUGGACAACCUGUUUGUUGUGGUUAAAGAAUAUGAUCUAUACCAGUUCAAAGAAUCAAAGGAGGAGACAUUGAUGGAGAUGGAGCAGCUUGCCUCCGAACUCCCCUGGACUAAUGCCUUAGAGGUUUGGAAACUAAAUGGCACCCUUAAAAAGAAGAAAGGCUACCGGAAAAAAGGAAAUGGCCCCAAAGUAAAACUUAGUCGUGAAGCUACUGAUGCAGCUGUGGCCGACACUGAGCAGCAAGAGCUACCGCAGACUGAUACCGCUGCUGACGACCAGCCGGAGGCGGAGAGCACGGCCGACACUGAGCAGCAAGAGCUACCGCAGACUGAUACCGCUGCCGACGACCAGCCGGAGGCGGAGAGCAUGGCCGACACUGAGCAGCAAGAGCUACCGCAGACUGAUACCGCUGCUGACCACCAGCCGGAGGCGGAGAGCACGGCCGACACUGAGACCCACACGCAGGACUCAGAUGAGGCAGCACCCAAGGACAAAGUCAUCAAGUUUCGUGUGACCUGCAACAGGGCUGGUGACAAACACAGCUUUUCCUCUAAUGAGGCAGCCAGAUCCUUUGGUGGGGCCGUGCAAGAUUUCUUCCUGUGGAAAGCAGAUAUGACAAAGUUCGACUUGUAGGUGUUACUAAACAUACACAAGGUAGAGAUGGUGAUCGGCAUUGCACUCACAGAAGAGAGUCUUCACCGGAGAAACAUCAGCCACUUUGGACCCACUACUCUGCGGUCUACUUUGUGCUAUGGCAUGCUCAGGCUGUGUAAUCCUCAGCCAUCAGAUAUAAUCCUGGAUCCAAUGUGCGGGACCGGAGCUAUACCGCUGGAGGGGGCCAUUGAAUUUAACAGUUCUUUCUACGUCGCCGGUGACAACAAUUCCAUGGCAGUUAACCGCACGGUCAAUAAUAUACGUCACAUCCAGAAACGGAGGGAAGGCAAGGGCAGUGCACCUGGAUUGCCCAUUGACACAGUGCAUUGGGAUCUGUGCAAUUUACCCAUGAGGACCGGCACUGUUGACAUUAUCAUCACUGAUAUGCCCUUUGGGAAGAGAAUCGGCUCUAGGAAGAAGAACUGGCAGCUGUACCCGUCCUGUCUGAGAGAAAUGGCCCGUGUGUGCACACCAGGCUCAGGAAAGGCUGUCCUGUUGACGCAGGACAAGAAAUGCUUUUCCAAGGCUAUCUCGAGGAUGGGAGGACUGUGGGGGAAGCUGUUCACCGUUUGGGUCAAUGUCGGGGGUUUACAUGCUGGAGUCUACCUCCUCAAGCGGACCGAAGCCGUGUUUGGCCAAACUCCGGAGGAUGUCUAUGAAUCACGAGGAACGGUUAAAGCACAGGAAGAUGAGAAGACUGACGAGGAGCUCUCUUAAUUCACAUCCUGCAUUUUAAGUUUUGGAUUUAUAUUUUAGGCCAUGUAGGAUCAACAUUAUUAUUUUAUGUCCACUUUACAGGAGCUGCCGUUUCGUUCUGGUUAAUAAAGAUUCAAACAAAAAUGUCA